Molecule: messenger RNA, 3141 nt
Organism: Nicotiana attenuata
Lineage: Eukaryota; Viridiplantae; Streptophyta; Magnoliopsida; Solanales; Solanaceae
Exons: 3
Coding region: 2206-3141 (311 amino acids)
Source: RefSeq, a predicted model, not a curated record
CUGUUUAAAAUUUUUAUUAAAUCACAUCAGAUUUGUGUGUUUCGACGUAUCCAUCUGCGACUAAGCUCACACUCGAGUUCAAGCUUGAGUUUUGAAAUUAUUGUUUGCUUGGAAAUCAAGCUAAAAAGGGUUUUUAUAAACUUAGUUUGUGUGUAAUUUUAAGCUGCAGCUAAACACCCUAUACUCUGCAAUUAAAUAGUAUCUGGGUCAAGUUAGAUUGUUUUAGUGGGAAAGCCCGGUGUUUGAAUAGUAUCUGUCUCCGUCUCCACUGCCACACAGAAAUAUUUUUGUGAUACUCAAGUAACAUUAAUUAGUUGACUUUUUUGUUAUAAAAAUGGUAUUAAUUAGUUGACUUUUUUGUUAUAAAAAUAGUAUUAAUUAGUUGACUGUUUUAUUAUAAAAAUAGUGUCUUUCCUUAAUACUUAACAAAACUAAGUGACUUUUUUGUUACAGAAAAUAAUAUAGUACCCCUAUAUUACAAUUCCAGAUUGAAUUUCAAGAUUGUUAGCUACGACUAUUUCUUUUGUUGAGAUAUUAUUAAUUAAUUUGGAUUACAUGAACAUUUAAGAAGCUAUUCAAAUUUAAUUAGUAUAUUUAAAGACUUAUAUUAUUUAGAAUAGGGAUUAAUGUGAGAUUUCGAGUGUUAAAUAACUAAUCAAAUUAUUUUAAAUAUCUCAUUUAUAGAUUUCUAUUUGUGUAGAUGGAAUUUGUGCAUCGUAGAUGGAUGUAUAAUAGGAAUCAUCCUAAUCGUGCGGGGUUGAGGGAUGAAUUUAUUGAAGGGGUUGCUGAAUUUAUUGCUAAGGCUCAAACACUUGAUGAUUUUCUUAUUGGAGGAAGGAUUAGGUGUCAUUGUGUGAAAUGUAAAUGUGUUAAGUUACUGAAAUCAGACGAAGUUAAAGUCCAUCUCUACAAGAAAGCGUUUGUAGAAAAUUAUUAUAUAUGGGCUGCUCACGGGGAGAAUCAUGCUAGUUUAGAUGAUGCUAACUUUCAUAAUUCUUUUGGUGGUGAGGGUAGCCCCAUUUCGGAGCAUAAUGUUGAAAAUCCUCGAUACAAUGAAAUGAUGAGGGAUGCUUUUGGGACGUUUCCUGGGGUUCAAUCCGAACCAAAUGAUGAGGCUAAGCAUUUCUAUGAACAGUUACUAGAAGCUAGUCGUCCAUUGUAUGAAGGUUCGGUGCAUUCCAAGUUGUCUGUUGCGGUUAGAUUGCUAAGUAUUAAAUCGGAUAGUUCUAUUUCUCAAGCGAGCAUGGAUUCUAUUAUUGGGCUUAUGAAUGAACUUAAUCCGAGUAACAUUGACUUACCAAAAGAUUUCUACACUGCUAAAAAAUUGGUUUCUAAGUUGGGUCUUUCAUCAGAGAGAAUUGAUUGUUGUGAGAAAGGUUGCAUGUUAUUCUAUAAGGAUGACGCAUCUCUAGAGAACUGUAAAUUUUGUAAUCAGCCUCGUUUUAAGGAAGUCACAAAUGCCAAUACAAAAAAGAAAGUUCCAGUUAAAGCGAUGCAUUACUUACCUCUUAUACCUAGGUUAAAGAGGUUGUAUGCAUCAAUGAGCUCUGCUUCUCAUAUGAGAUGGCACUACGAACAUAGAAGGCCACCUGGUAUACUCUGCCAUCCGUAAGAUGGAGAAGCGUGGAAGCAUUUUGAUAGGGUGUUCCCCGAGUUUGCUAGUGAACCAAGAAACAGUAGGUUGGGAUUAUGCACAGAUAGAUUUACUCCAUUUGCUGUCUCUGCUGCACCAUAUUCAUGUUGGCCGGUGUUUGUUACUCCAUAUAAUCUUCCGCCAGAGUUGUGUAUGACAAGUCCAUAUCUGUUCCUAACUUGUAUUGUUCCAGGUCCACGCAAUCCGAAAAGUUUGAUUGAUGUAUACUUGCAACCUUUGAUUGAUGAGUUACAAUUAUUAUGGCAUCAAGGUGUGGAAACAUAUGAUAUAUCAACCAAACAAAACUUCAGAUUGCAUGCUGCUUUGAUGUGUACUAUAAAUAAUUUUCCAGCUUAUGGAAUGUUGUCCGGGUGGUCGACUGCUAGAAAUUUUGCUUGCCCUUGUUGUAUGGAAGACACUAAAGCAUUUACUUUGAAACGUGGAGGUAAAAAUACAUGGUUCAACUGCCACCGUAGAUUCUUGCCAAUGAAUCAUGAAUUUAGGCUUAAUACAAGUGCAUUUAUGAAGAACCAAACCGAUUUUGAGGAGCCACGUGUUCAUUGCCAUCUACCAUGUUCACUAUCCCCCCUCCAUCUAAUAAUUCAGUUCAGUAUUAUUCUAUGCCUGCUAAAGGCAGUCAAAGUAACACCGUUUUUAACUUUGUACCCACACCUUCUAUACCAUUAUCUUCACCGGGCUUUCAUAGUAGUCAACAUGGUGGCUCACCAGCUGUUGCACCCUCGGUCUUUUAUGGUAGUCAACUUACUGACUCACCAGCUGCUGCACCCCCGGGCUUUCAUGGUAGUCAGCAUACUGGCUCACCAGCUGCUGCACCCCCGAGCUUUCAUGGUAGUCAGCAUGAUGGUGCAUCUUUUGUUGCUCCAUCAUCUUCUAUUCCAUCAUCAUCAUCCAUUCCCAGCAUAUCUAUGUUGGAUAUUGGAGGCUCUCGCCCAGCUACAUCUAGUGUUGCUUCUGCACCAUCUCGUAGACACAGGGAGAAUCUUGGAGGGGAUGUACAAUUUGAUAGUUAUAAUCGAUUGAUAAUCGUCCCCCACAAGGAUGGGUUUUUGCCAUCCUUUCAAGCUACACAUUUGGUUACAGAUUCUAUGAAGCCAUUUUAUCAUGAGUCGUGGACUUCUUGGAGAAAGAUACCGUACAACAUCAGAGAGCAAAUGUGGAAUCAAUUUAGGACAAGGUGUACAUGGCAUCCUCAGCAUCAAAAUGCAAUAAAUAGUAUUUUCGAGAAGAAAGCUGCUAUAAAGAUUAAAGAUACUAUGUGCGCUGCUCGAAAUUCCGGUAAUAUGCUAGAGUGGUUAAGAGAAGAUGUUUGGGAUAAACUUCUUGAGAAAUGGAAUACCCCAGAAUGGAAGGCAAAGAGUGAACAAGCAAAGGCAAACCAUGCCUCUAAAAAAGGUGGCUCGUUGCACACAGGAGGUUCGAUUACUUUUGCGGCCCAUAAACUAAGAAUGGUAAUUAUUUAUAAAAAAUUUCUUAGUUUUACAUAUUGA